Merops nubicus (carmine bee-eater) is the source of this 708-nucleotide messenger RNA. RefSeq names its product solute carrier family 35, member B1 (gene SLC35B1). The transcript has 6 exons. Lineage: Eukaryota; Metazoa; Chordata; Aves; Coraciiformes; Meropidae. The record is from RefSeq and is a predicted model, not a curated record. Gene Ontology annotation, molecular function: UDP-glucose transmembrane transporter activity; UDP-galactose transmembrane transporter activity. Gene Ontology annotation, cellular component: Golgi membrane; endoplasmic reticulum membrane. Gene Ontology annotation, biological process: UDP-galactose transmembrane transport. The annotation marks the transcript as partial.
UGAUCCAUUUUUUCGAUGCUGUCAAAGCAGACCGCACACGGAGCUGGCUCUACGCCGCCUGCUCGCUCUCCUACCUGGGUGCCAUGGUCUCCAGCAACUCGGCUCUGCAGUUCGUCAUCUUUCUUCUCUAGGUCCUGGGCAAAUCUUGCAAGCCCAUCCCAGUCAUGCUCCUAGGGGUGACACUGCUGCGGAAGAAGUACCCCCCAGCCAAGUACCUCUGCGUGCUCCUCAUCGUGGCUGGCGUGGCCCUGUUCCUCUACAAACCCAAGAAGGCUGUGGGGAGUGAGGAGCACGUCUUUGGCUACGGGGAGCUCCUCCUGCUGCUGUCUCUGACCCUGGAUGGGCUGACAGGGGUAUCUCAGGACCACAUGAGGGCUCACUACCAGACGGGCUCCAACCACAUGAUGCUGAACGUUAACCUCUGGUCUACCUUGUUCCUGGGGGCUGGGAUCCUGUUCACGGGAGAGCUCUGGGAGUUCCUGAGUUUCACAGAACGCUACCCCAGCAUCAUCUCCAACAUCCUGCUGUUCGGGCUGACCAGUGCCCUGGGGCAGAGUUUUAUUUUCAUGACUGUGGUGUAUUUCGGGCCUCUGACUUGUUCCAUCAUCACCACGACCCGCAAGUUCUUCACCAUCUUGGCGUCAGUCAUUCUGUUUGCCAACCCCAUCAGCACCAUGCAGUGGGUGGGGACAGUCCUGGUGUUCCUGG